CCUCACUCAGCCCUUCUUAACGCCCUGAUGGCGGCGGCGCUGCUCGCCUCUGCCGCCGCCGCUCCCCGGCCGGCACCCUCGCCUUCUCCGAUGGCCACCCCUUCACCGCCCUGGAGAUGGACCCCCAAUCCAAAGCCUCCCACACCUCCGACGUCGUCGUCUCCGGCACCGUCUCCACAGCCCACUCCGCCGUCGUCUCCGGCACCGUCUCCAUCUCCGACGACAGCCGUGGUCCCGCCGGCACCGCCAACUGCAGCCCCGGUUUCCCCACCACCGCAGACUCAGAGCCCUGCUCCGCCGGUGACUCCGCCGCCCGCUCAGGCUCCGGCUCCGUCGUGGAUCGCCGGUCCGCCGGCAGACGCACUGGCGCCGUCGAAACAUAAGAGCAACGCCUUAAAAAACCGAUUCUCGCUGGUCGGAUCAGUGGGCAUUGGAGCCAUGGCUGCUGCUGCUUUAUUAAUAGUUUAGAAUUUCAAUUUUCUUCAUAUUCCUUUAAUUUCAUCAAUUGUCAGAAUUCAAACUGUUCUUCCUUUUCUAUUUUAUUUUCCUUCAUCCAUGAAGUAUUACUUUCCU
Messenger RNA from Momordica charantia (bitter melon), 573 nucleotides. NCBI's taxonomy places the organism in Eukaryota, Viridiplantae, Streptophyta, Magnoliopsida, Cucurbitales, Cucurbitaceae. The record is from RefSeq and is a predicted model, not a curated record.